AUGAGAGAGUUCCUUUUUCUUCUCUUCAUAGUAUCCCCAGUAUCCGGAAAACCCCAAAAGGAUCCUCGAGGACCGAACAUCAUAGAUGAAACCGCGGACUUUGGAACUCCAGAGCAUGACAAUAGAGUGCACACCGAGCUAACCGAAUUAGUAAGUACCCCUCAUCCACGAUUACCCAAUAAUCAAACCGGUCCUGAAAUCGCUCGUCUCAUUGGAUCCGACUACUUCAAUGGAAGUGUACUGCCGUGUGAUAACGAGACAGCGCCAGGACAAUGGAUGGUAUACUGUAGCGGACGACUUUUACAGGCGGUGAUGGCUGUGAAGCUAUACCCGGAUUCGAAGACAUUCGUUGAUCAACCCAUGAAAGUUAACCGGACAGGUGAAUCAAUUAUGGAACAUUUUGAGAAGAGGUUCCCAAAACCUAUUGAAGAAAUCUCAAAAAAAGAAGUCGCUGAGUUUGUAGACGAGUUCUUUGAUAAGGAAGGAAAUGAAUUGGAUGUAUGCGAACUUCCUGAUUGGAAACCAAUCACUGAGAAACUUGCUCAAAUCAAGGAUGACACCUAUCUUGCAUUUGCACAACGUCUGCAUUUUAUUUGGAUUCAACUGUGCCGUCAAAUGAAGCCCGAGGUGAAAGAGGACCCAUCUAGAUUCUCUCUGAUCUACGUCCCAUAUCAAUUCAUUCUUCCUGGAGGACGCUUCCGUGAAUUUUACUACUGGGAUGCUUAUUGGAUAGUCAAAGGAUUGAUAGCUUCUGAAUUGUAUUCAACGGCAAGAAUGAUGAUUCUCAACUUCGCCCACAUUAUUGAAACCUAUGGUUUCAUUCCAAAUGGAGGAAGAGUUUAUUAUCUACGACGAUCCCAACCACCAUUCUUCGCUCCAAUGGUAUACGAAUACUACCUGGCUACUCAAGACACUCAACUAGUGAUGGAUAUGAUUCCGGUUAUUGAGAAGGAAUACAUUUUCUGGAGCCAGAGAAGAUCAGUGAAUAUCACAUUGGAAACUCAGGAGUUCAACGAGACAGUGCGCAUGUUUCAGUACCACACAGAAGCUGAUACUCCAAGACCGGAGAGUUUCAGGGAAGAUGUUCUCAGUGCAGAGCCCUUUACUACCAAAUCCAAGAAACGAUCGUUCUUCAAAGAUAUCGGAAGUGCCGCGGAGAGUGGAUGGGACUUUUCGAGUAGAUGGUUCAAGGAUCAUAAGAAUUUGACGACCAUAGAAACUACAAACAUAGUGCCAGUAGAUUUAAACGCGUUUCUUUGCUACAACAUGAACAUUAUGCAAUUCUUCUAUCAAUUGGCUGGCAACCCACUAAAACAUAUGGAAUGGUCAUCUCGUCUUGCAAACUUCAGGCAGGACUUCACCAAAGUCUUCUACGUUCCAGUGAGGAAAGGAUGGUAUGACUAUAAUCUUCGAACUGGUUCACACAACACCGACUUCUUCCCUUCCAACGCUGCUCCACUAUUCGCUCAAUGUUAUGAUCCUUUGAACUCUCAAUUAGCUGUCGAUGUUUACAACCAAAUGGAAAACUCUGGAGCAUUCUCUAUGUCAGGAGGAAUACCCACAAGUAUGCACAAAGAAACCAAUCAACAAUGGGAUUAUCCCAAUGGAUGGAGUCCGUUGAAUCAUAUGAUAAUAGAGGGACUUCGGAAGUCACUGAACCCAACACUACAACAGAAGGCUUUUGUACUAGCUCAAAAAUGGCUAGAGACCAAUAUGCAAACGUUCAAUGUAUCAAAUGCAAUGUGGGAAAAGUACAAUGUUCAAGAACCACAGGGUAAACUAGCCACUGGUGGAGAGUACGAAGUCCAGGCCGGUUUCGGAUGGACUAAUGGUGCUGCACUCGAUCUUAUUAUGACUUAUUCGGACCGCCUGGAAUACAAAGGACCUUUAUUGGAAGGAUUGGUUGGAACACCACCCCCUCACAAAUCCUCGUCUUCCUCAUCAUCAUCCUCUUCUUCCUCUACUUCAGAAUCAUCUUCAACUGUUAUUCCAUCAUCAACUACUGGUUCUAGUUCAAAACUUCUUGCCAUCAUUACGGUUACAAUUUUCUAUUUCUUGUUUUAA
This is a messenger RNA of Caenorhabditis briggsae, 2064 nucleotides long. It is a transcript of the gene Cbr-tre-5, whose product is annotated as Protein CBR-TRE-5. The transcript is spliced from 4 exons. Lineage: Eukaryota; Metazoa; Nematoda; Chromadorea; Rhabditida; Rhabditidae. Bases 1 to 2064 code for a protein of 687 amino acids. Gene Ontology annotation, biological process: trehalose catabolic process. Gene Ontology annotation, molecular function: alpha,alpha-trehalase activity. The record is from RefSeq and is a predicted model, not a curated record.